Molecule: messenger RNA, 1434 nt
Organism: Penicillium soppii
Lineage: Eukaryota; Fungi; Ascomycota; Eurotiomycetes; Eurotiales; Aspergillaceae
Product: Hsp20/alpha crystallin family protein
Exons: 1
Coding region: 1-1434 (477 amino acids)
Biological process (GO): response to hydrogen peroxide; response to heat; response to salt stress
Source: RefSeq, a predicted model, not a curated record
AUGGCUUCCAUCUAUCAUCUCAAUCAACCCUCGAAUCAAUUUUGGGAUUUCACCAAUGGAAACCUAGAGGAUCAUCCUUUCUUUGCUCCUCGUGGUCACCACGGCCACCACGGACGCCACGCCGGCGGAGGUCCUAAGCAUGAUAGCCACCCUGAUGCCACCGAAGCUGAAAACACCGAGCAAACCGGCGAGAAAGGCGAAGCCUCAGCAUCUGACUCCGACUCCCCUGACAACCACCACCGUCGCUGCAAUCACUGCGGAAAAGGCAAAGGCAAAGCUCGGGGAGGCCCUGGACACCACGGCCCAGGUCCAUUCCGAGGAAAUGGCGGCAAAGGAAAGCAUGGACGUGGCCACCACGGCUUCAAGAGAAUGCAGCCCACCGACGGCACCCAGCAAUCUGACGCACCCCGUGCAGCAGAUGAGUCCAACGCAAACCCAUCAAUCCCAAAUGACAACAGCGAGUCCUCAUCUGAAUCCGAAUCUCCGGACAACCACCGCCGUUACGGAAAAUGCAAGAACAAGGGCCACGGCCCCGGUCACCAUGGACCAGGCCCUUUCCGUGGCAAGGGUGGUAGGGGCAAGCACGGUCACGGCCCCUAUGCUGGACCGUACGAUUUCCACGGCCAUGGUCAUAGCCACGGCCACCACGGUCCUAGCCACGGCCACCACGGUCCUAGCCACGGCCACCACGGUCCCGGUGCCUUCGGCCUCGGUGGGCCCGGACGCCAUAGUAUGGGAAAGCAUGGACACGGAUACGGUCCCCACGCUGGACCCUAUGGCUUCCCUGGCCACCACCACGGCGGACCUUUCGAGUUUGGGCCUCGAGGCCACCGAGGCGGUCACGGUAGAUACGGUAGACACGACAGACCCCCAUUCGGAGGCCCGUUUGACUUCCUCCACCAGAUCGGCGCUGGUCUUAGACUCCCGAUGAACGGACCUGCUCACGGUACCGACUUUAUGCCUGCUGUUGAUGUCUUCGAUACUCCUGCUCGAUACAUUGUGCAUGCAUCGCUGCCUGGUGCUAAGAAGGGUGAUCUCAGUAUUGACUAUAACGCCGAGGAGUCUGUCUUGCAUUUGGCGGGUGUUGUUAACCGCCCUGGUGUGAGCGAGGAUUUGCAUCAGGCUCUUGUGAUGGAAGAGCGCGGUCAAGAGGUUGGUGUUUUCGAGCGCGAGAUCAGAUUUGGUACUCGUGUGGCACCGGCUCCUGUUCUUGUUGAUGGAAUUUCGGCAAAGUUAGAGGAUGGUGUUUUGAAUAUUACUUUGCCGAAGACUGUUCAGGAUUCUCAAGUCAUGAAGAAGAAGGUUUUCGUUGAGAAUGGUGAUGAGAAUGAGAAAGAUGCCAUGGUAGUUGAAAGGACUUAUACUCCAGUUGAGUCCGAGGAAAGUGACAAUGAGGGCGAAGCUAGGGAGUAUGUCAAGGUUCCUGUGCUGUGA